GCUCUCUGUUUCUCUGGCGCAUAAGUCUGAGCACAGGCACGGACAAACGCCACCGAACUGUGAGAGAUAAAAUAUACACCCGCCGCGAGACACAGUGUCCCCGAAUAUAAAUUCAUUCACAAAAGAAAAUAAGUAGAAGCAGCAGCUCUAGCUUUUGCGCAAAGAUAUGCCUGUCAUUCCCAGAAUUCAAGGCUCUUAUUCUCACGGAUUUUGAUAUUUCUUCCUUGUUUAUUUUGCCUUUUAUUUUUCCUUAAAUGCUUAUUAUAAUCCUGAGUACGCAUUGUGAAAAAGACAAAAGGAAGUUAAAUUAGUAUAGUGAAGGUUUUGUUCUUUUUAUCUCUGCUGAGCUAAAACUUGGAAAAAGAAGCUGAACUUGAAAGUUGAAACGGACUCUUCCUUGGUUAUUCUGCUAUCGGCUUCUCCAGAAGCAAAGCUCCUGACCUGAAUGGCCGUGCGGUUUCCCAAUAGAUCCAGUGGAACAGCAUUUGAUCUUGCGGCUUGAAACCAGAAGUUUCUUUUCGGAUCAAAAUUCUCGCACUCAUUUUUAGUACCGCACCGUUGAUUUCCUUUUGAACUGAUAAGAGUGGCAACUCUGUCACUCCAUUUGGCAAUGCAAGUGACUGCAACGUCCAACUUCCAGCAAAUAUUGCGCCAAUUGGCUUAGAUUAGAAGAGGCAGGGUUUUGGGUUGCAUUUAAUCGAGAGUAAGGAUGUCAUCGUGGGAGCAUUUCGGGGAGAUUGCGAAUGUCGCCCAGCUUACGGGUGUUGAUGCAGUGCGGCUGAUAGGCAUGAUAGUGAAGGCCGCGAGUACAGCGCGAAUGCACAAGAAGAAUUGCAGGCAGUUUGCACAGCAUCUCAAAUUGAUCGGGAACUUAUUAGAGCAGCUUAAGAUCUCCGAGCUUAAGAAGUAUCCGGAAACACGGGAGCCUUUGGAGCAGCUUGAAGAUGCCUUGAGGAGGUCUUAUAUUUUGGUCAAUAGUUGUCAGGAUAGGAGCUAUCUCUACUUGCUUGCCAUGGGUUGGAAUAUCGUUUAUCAGUUUCGGAAGGCGCAGAAUGAGAUCGACCGGUACUUGCGGCUAGUUCCUCUCAUUACUCUCGUGGAUAAUGCUCGUGUCAGGGAGAGACUGGAAGAUAUUCAGAAGGAUCAACAUGAGUAUACAUUGGAUGAAGAGGAUAGAAAGGUGCAAGAUGUGAUUUUGAAACCAGAACCCUUGAAAGAUCAGACCAUAGUGUUGAAAAAAACUCUCUCUUCUUCAUAUCCAAACUUGGGUUUUAAUGAAGCUCUUCAAAAGGAAAGUCAGAAACUUCAGCUUGAACUACAACGGUCACAAGCUAAUUUGGAUGUGAAACAAUGUGAAGUUAUCCAACAUUUGAUUGAUGUCACAGAAGCUGCUGCUGCAAAUUCUCUCCCACAGAAGACUUCACCCAUGAAAGCAUCCAAGAAACUGGAGUCCAAUAAUUCAGAUGUUAGUGAGAAAAAUGAUUCAUCUGAUGAAAACUAUCCUAAGAAAAGUGAUUCUCGUACAACUUCAAGAAACACAUCCUCAUUUUCAUCAGGAGAUAAUCUGCUCUCACAUAGAAACUCUUAUCAACACGAAGAAUGGCACAGUGAUUUACUUGGUUGCUGUUCAGAACCUUCUCUGUGUCUGAAGACAUUCUUCUAUCCUUGUGGGACAUUCUCAAAGAUUGCUACGGUGGCAACCAAUAAGCACAUGUCCCCAGCUGAAGCAUGUAACGAAUUGAUGGCGUAUUCAUUGAUACUGUCAUGUUGUUGCUAUACUUGCUGCAUCAGAAGAAAGCUUCGCAAAACAUUGAAUAUCUCGGGGGGAUUUGUUGACGAUUUUCUAUCCCAUUUGAUGUGUUGUUGCUGUGCCCUCGUACAAGAAUGGCGAGAAGUGGAGACUCGUGGUGUGUAUGGUCCUGAGAAAACAAAAACAAGCCCACCACCGUCACAAUUCAUGGAAUCAUAAGUGAUGUAAUGAAUUCUUUUUCCUGAACAUUUAUGUAUGUUGAAAGCAAGUACAGAGGUAAUGGCUCAUUGCCGAUGUUAUAUGAACCUUGUAUGAAACUGUGUUAAGCCAUUAGUUACCCUUGCCCUUGUCCUGAGUUAACCAUGUGUAAAUUAGUUUCUCCAUCACUUCCAUGUUCAGCAGAUGUUGUAUUAUAAGCUAAACUUUAAUUGAUAUAUAGUGUUUUCGAGUUA
This is a messenger RNA of Manihot esculenta (cassava), 2202 nucleotides long. RefSeq names its product protein MID1-COMPLEMENTING ACTIVITY 1. NCBI's taxonomy places the organism in Eukaryota, Viridiplantae, Streptophyta, Magnoliopsida, Malpighiales, Euphorbiaceae. Gene Ontology annotation, biological process: cell surface receptor signaling pathway. The record is from RefSeq and is a predicted model, not a curated record. The coding region runs from base 710 to 1969 and encodes 419 amino acids. The transcript is spliced from 10 exons.